Messenger RNA from Pangasianodon hypophthalmus (striped catfish), 2182 nucleotides. It is a transcript of the gene wrnip1, whose product is annotated as WRN helicase interacting protein 1. Bases 78 to 1826 code for a protein of 582 amino acids. The transcript has 7 exons. Gene Ontology annotation, biological process: DNA repair; regulation of DNA repair; DNA-templated DNA replication. Gene Ontology annotation, molecular function: DNA binding; ATP hydrolysis activity; ATP binding. NCBI's taxonomy places the organism in Eukaryota, Metazoa, Chordata, Actinopteri, Siluriformes, Pangasiidae. The record is from RefSeq and is a predicted model, not a curated record. Gene Ontology annotation, cellular component: nucleus.
UUUGGGCCUGAAGCUGUAAUUUGGUAAUCCCUGACGUCAGAAUCAUUUGGCGCGAGUCGAUAAUAAUAAUAAUAAAGAUGGCGGAGGAGGUGGUAGACAUCGUGAAGUGUCCCGUUUGUGCUGGGGAUUAUAAAUCCAGUGAAAUUAACUCUCACUUGGAUAAAUGUUUGGAUCAAGGCUGGAAAAGCGAGGACGACCUGCGAGCAAGUGCCGGGCCUCCGGCUAAAAAGUCGCGCGUUAGCAUGGAGGCUAAAAGCGGCUCUGGAGCUGCUGGAGUGGGAGCUGGGACUAGUGGGGCGGAAGUGAAACCAAGUCGACCUGCAGGUGCCGUGUUUUCAAUGUUCAACAACAACAACAACAACAAGUCGUUUUUAUCGUCCAAACAGACGGCUAGUGAAGGUAUGACACGAGGCACGGUGUCACCUAGCAACGCCCACGACAGCGCCACACUUCCGGGUUCGGAUUCAGGAAACCGGAAGCAGUGUGCUGAAGCUGAGGUGCUGAACCAGAGGCUGCUGAACUCAGACAAACCUCUGGCGGAGAAGAUGAGGCCCAGCACCCUGGAGGAGUAUUUUGGGCAGAAUAAAGUGUUAGGAGAGCACACACUGCUCAGAGCUCUGCUGCAGUCACAGGAAGUUCCCUCUCUGAUCCUGUGGGGACCUCCCGGAUGUGGAAAGACGACUCUGGCCCACAUCAUUGCCAGCUCCAGUAAAAAGAAAGGCACAGCACGCUUCGUGACUCUCUCAGCCACCAGCACGUCGACCAACGAGGUGCGAGAGGUGAUCAAACAGGCGCAGAACGAGCUCCGACUCUGCAAGAGGAAAACCAUCCUGUUCAUCGAUGAGAUACAUCGAUUUAACAAAUCCCAGCAGGACACGUUUCUGCCUCACGUGGAGUGCGGGACAAUCACGCUGAUCGGAGCGACCACGGAGAACCCGUCGUUUCAGGUGAACAGCGCUCUGCUGAGCCGCUGCAGGGUUCUGGUCCUUGAGAAGCUGAGCGUGUCAGCGAUGAGCUCGAUAUUGCGCCGGGCCGUGGAUUCACUCGGGCUGAUUGUGUUACCGGAUGACCGUUCAGGACCGGACUGCUCUGCAGAGCGGCAGGUGUGUAUCGAGCAGAAGGCCCUGGACACCGUAGCUCACCUGUGUGACGGAGACGCUCGAGCGGCUCUCAACGGCCUGCAGCUGGCCGUGCAGGCGUGUGUGAACAAGACCCUCAACGCAGAAACACACACUCCUCAGAACACUGUGGUCCAGGAGGUGCAUGUCAAAGAGGGUUUACAGAGAUCGCACAUCCUCUACGACAAAGCAGGUGAAGAACACUACAACUGCAUCUCAGCCCUACAUAAGUCAAUGAGGGGUUCGGAUGAAAACGCUGCCCUCUACUGGCUGGGCCGGAUGUUGGAGGGAGGUGAGGACCCGCUGUACGUGGCACGCAGGCUGGUGCGCUUUGCUAGCGAGGAUGUAGGUUUGGCCGAUCCCUCUGCGCUCACUCAGGCCGUGUCUGCGUUCCAGGCCUGCCACUUCAUCGGCAUGCCCGAGUGCGAGGUAAUCCUAGCACAGUGUGUGCUCUACCUGGCCAGGGCUCCUAAGUCUGUUGAAGUGUAUAAAGCUUAUAACAAUGUUAAGGCAUGUCUGAGGAACCACAAAGGGCCUUUACCCCCCGUGCCGCUUCACCUCCGCAACGCUCCCACCAAGCUAAUGAAGGAGCUAGGCUACGCUAAAGGCUACAAAUACAACCCGGCAUUCAACGGCCCAGUGGACCAAGAAUAUCUCCCUGAGGAGCUCCGCGGCAUCAACUUUUUCACCUGGACGCCAUCUGACUGAUAAACUCGCACCACUUUUUGUACGUGGGAGUACUGGCUGCUUUAUUUACCCUUUUGCCACUGUUCGUCUGUCUAAUUAAUAAUUACACAGUCUGCACUUAAAUGGCAUGUGCGGUCUUCGUUCAUGACCAGCUUUUGUCACUUAUCAUAUUAAGUUUACUUUUAUUGUUUUUGUAAUUAGCAUACUCUAAAGUUUUUGUAAGUAAUUGUAAUUAACAGACUUUAAUUUAAAAAAAAGACAAAUUUUGUUUUCUUGUUGUGCCAUGUUAGUUUCUUUUUCUUACUUUUUUCUGAAUUUAUUUCUUACACUGUCUUUUCUAUGGAUUUUUUUUGUUUUGUACAUUUUUUUCUUUCUGA